CUCGUUCAAAAAUGGCUGCUAAAGCAGAUCCAAACAAACAAGGCUGGGAAGAAUCCGAAUUUCCGAUUCUUUGCGAAACUUGCCUUGGAGACAACCCUUACGUUCGAAUGACAAGGCAAGGAUUUGGAAAAGAAUGCAAAGUUUGCUCUCGUCCCUUUACAAUCUUUAGAUGGCUUCCUGGAGCCGGGAUGCGAUACAAAAAAACAGAAAUUUGUCAAACAUGUGCUAAAUUAAAGAAUGUGUGCCAGACAUGUUUAUUGGAUUUACAAUACAAUCUUCCUGUGCAAGUUCGUGACACAGCUCUUAACGUUACUAAUGAUGCACCUAGGUCAGAAAUCAAUAGGGAAUAUUUUGCUCAAAACAUUGAAGGGAAGAUCUCAGGUGCUGAAAGUCUAAUUAAUUAUGGAAAAGCAGAUUCAUCUGGUCGAGAGAUGUUAAAAAAGCUUGCUAGAACAGAGCCUUAUUAUAAGCGCAAUAGACCACAUAUAUGUUCAUUUUUUGUUAAAGGGUCAUGUACACGUGGCGACGAAUGUCCAUACAGACACGAGAUACCCGAAGAAAAUGAAUUAUCCCAUCAAAACAUCAAAGAUCGUUAUUAUGGUACAAAUGACCCAGUUGCGAAAAAGAUUUUAAAUCGUGUGAAGGGCGGUAAUGGUUCAAAUAUCACACCACCAGAGGACAAGACAAUUACAUCGUUAUUUAUCACUGGAGUCGAGGAUGAUAUCGAUGAAGCUGACCUUAAAGGAUAUUUUUACGCGUUUGGUGAAAUUAAAUCAGUCGUAGUUGUACAUAAGUCACGAUGUGCCUUUAUUAAUUUUGCAACUAGAGCAUCGGCUGAACAAGCAAUAGAUAAAUCUCAUAGUAAUUUGAAUAUAAAAGAGCAUGAUUUGAAAAUCACCUGGGGGAGACCGCGUCCUACUGGACCCAAAACUGAAGUUCAGGCAGCUACUACCCAAAAUGUUGUUCUUCCUCCACUUGAAUCAAUGCAAAUUCCUGCACCUCCUGGUGAAGCGCCGUCAGAUUUUCUUUACCCGAGUCAAGAUCCAACUUAUCAAGGUUCUUCAACAAAAGGAUGAAAGCUUUCGAUGAAAGCUUUUUAUGUUUAAUAUCAAUGCAGUUGAGAUUACAAAUUUUAGAAAUUUAUGAUGUUUAAUUA
Molecule: messenger RNA, 1156 nt
Organism: Rhizophagus irregularis DAOM 181602=DAOM 197198
Lineage: Eukaryota; Fungi; Glomeromycota; Glomeromycetes; Glomerales; Glomeraceae
Cellular component (GO): Prp19 complex; U2-type catalytic step 2 spliceosome; U2-type catalytic step 1 spliceosome
Molecular function (GO): U6 snRNA binding; pre-mRNA binding; metal ion binding
Source: RefSeq, a predicted model, not a curated record